AUGACGUCCACCUAUCCAAACAACCCAGGCUUCUCUGUCGGUGCUCUCGCUCCAUCACCUCACUCGCAUCUUCAAGCAUCCUCCUUCGUGCCCCCCUUUACCCCUGGCCAGCUUAUCUCAUCCUCCGCCACGGACAGCGCUGCAGGCGUCGGCGCCGGCAGCUUUCCUAGGUUGGGCGCCAGUCCUCCGUUUGGGCCCACCACUUCGCUAGCUGCUAAAGGUGCAGAUAGCAACAAGCUCGCCUCUGCUGUGACCCCAUUCCCAUACGGGCCUUCGCAACGCAACCAUCCACCACAAGCCCUCUCGUCGCUACCACAACAACAACAACAGCAGCAGCAGUCAAACCUUUAUCGCGUGCCGACGAACUCGUCUGUUGCCUCCAAUACCUCUUCGACUGGAGAUAGGCUUGUCGCUCCGACCUCUCCCGUCUCGCCUCUUUCACCAUCUUCGGCUGCUCCAGGGCCGGGGCAUUCGCCACCACUCUCGCGGAAUACCACCCUACGAAAGCUUAGAGAGCAGCAAGGAGGGCGCAUUUCACCUUACCCACCCGCUCCAGCUGCCCCGAAUUCGCCUGGCGGACGGCCUGUGGCCUCAUUCGGACAGGAUCAGUCAGCGCAAGCACAGAACUCCGCUGUGCAAGUGCAGAGAGGCGGCUCGCACAACUCUUCGCGCUCAUACGGAAGCCUUGCCCGCAGCGGAACUUCGUCGUCUGCCGGUGAUCAUUCUCAGUCCUCUCAGCCGCGCUCGCCGGCGACUGGCACCUUUCGUGUAACCAACAUGACCGAGCCUAUGCCAACAGCAGGUCCCGGCCCAUCCGGGCCGUUUGCCCCAGACGGGAAUGCGCUCGGACGCAAUGUAUCCUCCUCCAGCGACGCGGUCAGGCUAAACGCCCCGAAUACUCAGCGAAGAAGGCCCAGGCCGGACACAGAGGAAAUCAAGAGGACUGGCAGGCUUCAUUAUGAAGAGCUUCUUCGAUUCUUGCGAAGUCAUCUCGCCAAAGCCGAACUGGGCGGCCCUCGGUCAAAUGCGCGCGACAAACUGACCCGUCUUUCAAAGCAGCAAUUCGCGGAGCUUUCUACAGACGUGUACGAUGAGUUGAUGCGACGGCAAGCGAAUGCGCGUAAUCCAAAUGCGGAUCCAGCCACGCACCAACCACAUCUGGCAGUGAGGGAUGAGUUCCAUCCGAAGCGCAACCAAGCAAGGCAAAAGCUAGCGACGCUUCCAAAGACUCGGUUCAAAGACCUCGGCAGCGAUGUCUUCUUUGAGCUGGAGCGACGCUUCCCAGAGCUCAAGGAAGAGUUCAGGCCCGAGGCUGUUGUGCGAGAUCAACAACGUGCAGAAGCAGAGCGGGAAAGAGCCGCACAGCAGCAGGCGCAGGCUCAAGCAGCCGCCGCUGCAGCAGCGGCACAAGCACAGGGCAGCGGGAGCUCUUCGAACGUUGUCAAGGCGCAACCCACGCUCAGCAAACAAGAAGAGAUCAUCCCUGCCAAGUCGACGAUGGUCGAAGAAAAGAUUGCCGUUCCCUAUGCAAACGAGAAAUCCGCAGAUGUCAAGUCGAUCGGGGCGGGACUGGGUCGCUCGGGCUCCCAGGACAGCGCUCCACGCGCAUCGUUUGUGGACGAUGGUGAUGCAGCAAGCCUGAGAGAUUCGCUUGACUCUGCUACAGGGAUCAAUGGCAAAAUCGGAGGGUUGAGCGGGCUUGGAGCCCUCACGCGAAAAAUUUCAAAGGAUCCGGCUGACGAGAGAGGGAACCGGAUGAGCACCACCAGCUCGGUUGGUACCGGCUUCUUGAACGGCUAUGCGGCAAGCACUGUCGCCAGCGGAGCUAGCCCCGUGGUGAAUCGCGGAGGUCAAUUCGAGGGACCCCCAUCUUCACUCGGCGUAGACAGGCUGCGAUCAGACUACGAAUUUCGGAUAGCCACAUUGCAGCAGCGCAUCACUACGCUAGAAUCACAGAACUCUGAGCUUAGAGAAUCUCUGGACGAUGCCAAGGCCAACGCGAGGGCGAAGGACUCCAUCAUCGGAGAAUUGCGAGAGUCACAUGCCCGCUCAGCGAAGGAGCUUCGUGAUGAAAAUGACGAGCGAUAUCAAGCAAAGAAUCGCGAAUUGGAGGACACGCUCGAGCUGCUCGACAAAUUACGAGAAGAGCAUACCAAUUUGCAGCGCCAGCCAGCGGAGCGAAGGAAUGCGGAUGACCCGCAAAUCGAGCAGCUGCGGCAAGAGCGCGAUGCUCUGCAGCAAGAGUACGCGCAACAGGAGGAAAUGGUUCAGGAACUUCAAGGGCAAGUAGGUUCUUUAAUGGAGGAGCUUAAGGAGCUGUCCACUCGCAACGACGAAAUGAUGGCCGAAAACGAUUCGAGCAAUGUGGUGAUCCGUGACUUGAACCAGCAAGUUCAAUCAUACAAACGCAAAUACGAGAACGCCAAGACAGAGCUGCGGACGCUGAAAGCGACGUCACAGUUGUACGUCAAGCCUCCCAAGGCUGAUGACUUUAUCCCUGCCUCGGACAAGGGGGCCAUCGCAGAUGUGCACCUUACAGCUUUCCAAAGCUCGAUUGACGAGCUUCUCGCUGCUGCGCGGUCAAAGACUCCGUCCAACGUCUUACUGGCGAUGAAGUCGGUGGUCCUCGCGACGACGCUCGUCACCGAUGAUGUCGCCAAGUCGGAGCAGAGUGGGCUUGCCGAGCUCUCGGAUGAUGACAACGAGCAGUUGCAGUCGCUCAAGUCAAAGGCAUCUGCAACGCUGAACAACCUCAUGACUGCCUGCCGAAAUCAUGCCUCCUCGCAUGGUAUGUCCCCCGUCAGCCUUCUUGACGCUGCUGCUAGCCACGUCUCGACAACCAUUGUCGACCUGGUCAAAUUGCUCAAGGUGCGCAAGGCCAGCAAGGUCGAGGCAGCGCAGCUGGAGGCAACAUUCACGCAGGACGGCACCAAGACGCUGCAAAACGGGCUGAAGCCUCUGCACACGGGUACUUCUGCACUCGCAUCUGCGCGAACAGGAAUGGAACCACCUUCGCCGAGUACCAGUGAACGGCGUGGGACGAUCGGGCGAGCCAAUGAAAAGUUUGGAUCUGGUGCUAUAGCUGAUGAUCGCUUCUCGCCGCGAACGCGCCAGCCAUCCACUUUUGGCCGAUACUCUCCCGUUGGAUACAGGGCCGAUGUCACACGAAAGGACAGCGUCGGUGAGGGCUCUUGGAAGAACGGGACCUCCAAGUCGCGAGCGAAUAGCGUUUCGUCCGCAUCGAGCACGCCUGGCAACGUUCCAGCUGUACCACCAAUAAACCCUGGCCUGCUAGGCACGAACGGCGCGCAUGGCGGGAGCGGGAGAACCACUCCUGACAAUGUCACCAUUGGUAGUGACAAGGGACGGCUGAGUAAUGCCUCACCCGGGUCUGCACUUAUAGCUGGUGACUCGGGGGAGGAGAAUUGGGCCGAGCUAAGAGGGUACAUCGAGACUCAGACCAAAGAAAUUUUCAACUCCAUCUCGGCCCUGCUAUCGGCCAUCCGGGAAGGCGCGCAGGGCGUCCAGCUGCGAGAAAACUUGACGCAGAUUGUCACAAUCGUGUCGUCCAUCGUCGCGAUCUCAAACGACAACUUGCCAGCAUCCACGCACAAGGAGGGCAUGCGCAUCCUUGCUAACUUGACGGAGAAUUGCGAUAAGCUCGGCGAGAUGCAAAGCUUGACAGUGUUUGACAAGACAACCAAGACGCACAUGGCGAGCGCAAGCUAUGGUGUCGCAAAGGGCCUCAAGGCUCUGGAAGGGCUCCUCAACGAUGCGGAAGACGACGAAGAUGUGGAAAACAUUCGAGCGUAA
Molecule: messenger RNA, 3813 nt
Organism: Tilletiaria anomala UBC 951
Lineage: Eukaryota; Fungi; Basidiomycota; Exobasidiomycetes; Georgefischeriales; Tilletiariaceae
Exons: 5
Coding region: 1-3813 (1270 amino acids)
Cellular component (GO): actomyosin contractile ring; cell cortex of growing cell tip
Molecular function (GO): MAP kinase scaffold activity
Source: RefSeq, a predicted model, not a curated record